UAAACCCCGGUAUAGAUCAGGUACCUGCAUUAGGGACAUGUACAGGUCACAUUUUAUCCUUUAUUCUUCAUUAACCUGCUACAUCUUACUAGAUUCUAUUAUCCUACCCUACCUUCGGGGGUAAUUUCCGAACCUCACAACAUUGGCUAUACAAACCCUUCCCAUACUGCAGCCUUGUCAUCGCCUCUCCUCCUUCUACACCCACAUCCAUACCAUACCUACACAAGAAACAUGAAACAACACACAAUGCCCAAGCCCCUAAACUACUACCUCUACCUCAAACCCUUCGCAACCCUCCUCCGCCUCCUCGCCCGCCUCCUCGCCCCGCGCCUAACCCCAACCCCAACCACAACCCUCCACAUCCCCUCCCGUGACCCAAACCGAACCAUCAAAGUCCACGUCUACACACCCCCGACCACCCAGCGAAAGCAACAACAAAAGGGCCCAACACCCCUCCUCCUCAACUUCUGCGGCAGUGGCUUCAUAAUCCAAGGCCACGGCCUGGACGACCCCUACUGCCACCACAUCGCCCAGAACACAUCCUACACGGUCUUCGAUAUUCAAUACCGCAUGUCCCCGGAACACCCCUUCCCGGCUCCCCUCGAAGAUGCAGAAGACGUAAUAUCCUGGGUUCGCUCCCGGCCCGAAGUGUACGACCUGGACAGGCUGGGUCUGAGCGGGUUCAGUGCCGGCGGGAACGUGGCGGUAAGUUUGGCGGCGAACCAUGAAGGGCCGUUUAAGGCGCUCGUUGCUUUUUACCCAGUUGUUGAUGCUGUGAGGUCUGUGGAGGAGAGGGUGGCGGUUGAGAGGGAGGGGGUGAAGUUGCCCGGGUGGUUUAUGAGGUUUUGUACGAAGGCGUAUUUGAGUAGGGGGGUUGAGCUCGUGGGGGGGCGGGGGGAUGUGAGGGUUUCGCCGAUUUUUAGGGAUGUAGUGGAUGGGUGGAAGGUGGAGAGGGUGCUUUGUGUUAGUCCUGCGAGGGAUGUUUUGGCCGGGGAAGUGGAGGAGUUGGCGGGGAAGUUGGCGGAGGGUGGGAAGACUGAGGGGGGGAGGUUUUUGAAGAAGGUGGUUUGUGAACGGGUCGAAGGGUGUGGGCAUGGUUGGGAUAAGGUGGCUAAGGAGGGGACGGAGGCGUGGGAGAAGAGGAUGAGAGUUUAUGGGAUGGUGGUUGAUUUGUUGAAGUGAUUUUUGGUUUUUCCGUUGCUCUUUAUGGGGGUGUUAUGGUUGGUUGUAAUGUAUAAUAGGGUUUUGUGGAGGGUUCCUUGUUGGGUUUCUUCGCUUUCAUUAUGUAUUCAUGGAUUCGCAUGGGUUGUAAGGAAUUGCGCC
Molecule: messenger RNA, 1323 nt
Organism: Aspergillus alliaceus
Lineage: Eukaryota; Fungi; Ascomycota; Eurotiomycetes; Eurotiales; Aspergillaceae
Product: Alpha/Beta hydrolase protein
Exons: 2
Coding region: 232-1182 (316 amino acids)
Molecular function (GO): hydrolase activity
Source: RefSeq, a predicted model, not a curated record